UUUCCGCUGGCUGGUCAGAUUGUAAACAAUAAUGGAGAGUGUUCACCCGUGGGAGACCUGCAUGGAGUUUUAUUUUGAGAUUGGCCUCAAAUAUAAAGACAUAAAAUCAGUACUUGCCGAUAAACACGGCUUUCAUAUUAGUGAGAGACAUCUGAAGCGACUCCUUAACGAACGAGGACACUAAAGGGACAUGGAAUUUAAAUAAAAUAAGUAAAAAAAAACCAAAACUAUGUGCUUUUGCGAGAUCUCGGAAAACUUUUUGCGAGAUCUCGCAAAAUCUUAAAGGCUUAUGGACUGGUGGUGGUAGCCCGGUCAUUUGGGAAUCAACAGGAUGUCAGGAAGACCAACGAGUUAUGGAGGAGGAUUUGGAGCAGUUUCUGCGGUCAAGAGGGAUCCCUCAAGCAGACAUCAUUCGCAUGACAAGAGACAAGGUGGACAAAGCAGUCAUUUCUAUUAUGACUGAUGAGCAAAUGGCCAAAUACAUCAGUUCAUAUGGUGACCGAAUAUCUGUCCUUUCCUUCUGCAAGCAAACAAUGUCCAGCCCUGAUAAAGAGACUCUUAUACAAAGAAUAAGAGAUAAAAUAGAAACUCGGAAAAUGAGCUCAAGGAGAAAAGGUUUGCAAAACCCAGGAGAGGGUAUGUCAAGACAGAGAAACCUCUCAGCAGAAAAGUCUUCUAGGAAGAUUGAAAUUGGAUGGCUUCACUUUGAUAAAAAUGAAUAUCAUCAAGUGAGAACCAACAAUGGUGGAGGAACAAGACAUGUAUCUGUAGAAAAAACAUCAACUGUUGCUCAGAUUUUGGAGCUAGGAAAGGAGCUGUUUUUCCCAAAUGGGCACUCAACCAAAGGGCAUACUGAUGACUUUACCUUUGAGGUCUGUGAUUUUAAAAGAAAGCAGAUUCCUUUAGAUGACACAGUUGGCAGACUGUACGAACAAACAAAACUGAAGCUGCUUAGAUUUUACAUUUGCACUAAAGAGGAAGAACCUUCACCAGAUCAGUCUUCAACUGAAGAGGAUUACUGUGAAGCUUCAUCUGUCAGCAUCCCUGAGGGAGCAGGUUCACAGUUGACCAAGGAUGGAUCUCACCUUGAUGUACAUGACUCCAUUACAGAUCCACUGGAUCAUGGACACUCAUCUGACAGUGACAUAAGCCAACAGAAUCUCCAUUUCCAGUUGCAACAAAGACCCAAACGAAAAGCAAUGUCUGAGACUGUGACAGCACAAGGUCCAAGAACAUCACAACCCUUUCGUUCAACCCCAAAAGACAUUGAAACCAUUCACACUGGACAGUGGCAGGACACCAAUGCAAAUAAUCAUGAUUUGGAAGUGCACUGGAAUAAUCUCCAACCUUCUAAUGAUUUCAAUGACUCCAUUGAUAUUGUUGACCUCACUGGAGCAGCUCCUAAUGUCUCCCUACAAACAAAGCCUGAGCACAUCCGUCAAGUUAAUUUUGAUGAGGAACCGGUAGCAGAUGAUGCAGAUACAGUCCUAUGGGAUCCAGAAGAUAACAGCAGAGCAGAUGGAGAUGAGGCAGUUGUAAUCACAUUGCACUACAUCAACAGUGAGGAUAUCACACAGAGUACUGAGAUGAAUGGACUCCCAGUGCCCUCAUCUAAUGACCUGCCUACACUAGCUCUGGAGUCCAUAGAUGGGGAGGCAGUGCAAACUGCACAGCACAGUGGACCGACUCUUUUACCACAAGAUCCAAGCAGCCAGCCUUCGCUAUCAACCUCACCUGACAACCCAGGGAAUCCAGAGAACACGCAGCGUAUGUCAAUUCGUAGGAUUAAAGUUGUUGAAGAUCUUUUGUCUGUAUUUAUGGACAGUAGCAUAAUGUAUUUGACUCUUAAGAUGUACUUUGUAAAUGAAAACGCUAUUGAUGAUGCUGGAGUGUCAAGGGAGGUUUACACUGCAUUCUGGGAACAAUUUCUUGAACAGUGUGAAGGGGAAACGGAGCGAGUGCCGAGGCUGAGGCCAGACUUCUGUGAGGCUGAAUGGCAAGCGGUUGGGCGGAUCUGGGUGAAAGGGUUAUUAGACCACGGUGUCAUGCCCGUGAAGCUCUCAAAGGCUUUCAUUUUAGCCUGUAUUCAUGGCAUUGACUCAGUUGAUGUAGACGUCCUGAUGACAUCAUUUUUCAAUUUCCUUCCUCCUGUUGAGAGAUCAGCUGUUGAGAAGGCUCUCCAGGGGACAAUGGAGGAAAGUGAUGAAGAGGAUUUGCUUGACCUCUUUACGAGGAUGGGUUCCCAUUUCCUACCUCCAAAGAACAGCAUGCAAACUGCCAUAGAAACAAUGGCUCACAAGGCUAUUCUACAAGAGCCAAAAUACAUAAUCGAUUGCUUCUCCACACCCAUGGCAGUUUUGCAGCAUAAACUGUCAGACAAAGGAAGUGUAUUGUCUCUGUAUGAGGCAAAGAAGGCCACAGGCAAAAGAGUGUCGCAGCUUUUGGAAACAACAAACAUGGUGCUGUCACAGAGAGAGCAGGCAACCUUUAACCAUCUCCAACGUUACAUAAAAAAUGCUGACCAAACUAAAGCUGAAAAAAUCCUGCGUUUCUGCACUGGUUCAUCUGUCAUGUGUGUUGACAAAAUCAUGGUAUGCUUUAAUGCUGAAACUGGACUAAACAGAAGGCCUGUUGCUCAUACCUGUGGUGCCACCCUUGAAGUACCCUGCAUGUACAGCUCUUACCCUGAAUUUCGUACAGAAUUUGACAACAUCCUGUCCAGUAACUACUUUCAAAUGGACAUCCUCUGAACCUGAGAGGGCAGUCCUGAUCGACACCCAGUCCUGCGACACUCUUUUGCCUGAGAGGGCAGUCCUGAUCAGGCCUCAUAGGAACAGGCCUCUGUUAUAUGGCUGAUCAUGUUCUUGAUCAAGUUCUUGUUUUCACAUCUAAACAUUUGAUGCACUUUACUGUGUGUAGGGGAAUGUGCAAUUCUAUUUUAUUUUUUGUCUUAAUUUCUUUGUCUUAAUUUAAUUUUAAAAUGUGCAUCUUAAUUGUAUUAGUGUCAUACCAGUUUGAUUACUCUGGAAAAUC
Molecule: messenger RNA, 3033 nt
Organism: Neoarius graeffei (lesser salmon catfish)
Lineage: Eukaryota; Metazoa; Chordata; Actinopteri; Siluriformes; Ariidae
Exons: 5
Coding region: 354-2750 (798 amino acids)
Molecular function (GO): ubiquitin-protein transferase activity
Source: RefSeq, a predicted model, not a curated record